Molecule: messenger RNA, 1841 nt
Organism: Vanessa tameamea
Lineage: Eukaryota; Metazoa; Arthropoda; Insecta; Lepidoptera; Nymphalidae
Gene: Catl-like
Product: digestive cysteine proteinase 2-like
Exons: 14
Coding region: 10-1632 (540 amino acids)
Biological process (GO): positive regulation of apoptotic signaling pathway; immune response; positive regulation of peptidase activity
Cellular component (GO): lysosome
Molecular function (GO): cysteine-type endopeptidase activator activity involved in apoptotic process; cysteine-type endopeptidase activity
Source: RefSeq, a predicted model, not a curated record
UUGGCUAUAAUGUUUUUAUUUAUAUUGAAAAUAUUAUUUUUACUCGCCAUUGCGUCGGCUAGCAAAUCUGUGCAAGAUGAUGUACUUCCCGAGCUGAAAUGGUCGAAACAAUACUCCUUAGAAGCUAAAAAAAUCUCGCUCACUUCCGGUUUAGUUGAAGACAUAACUUACUGGCGUACUAGCAGCAAAUCUAGAGUUGAUUACAAUAAGGGUGCAAUAAAAUUAAUUUCUGUAAAAAGGAGAAAGAAGAACUUCGGUCUCAAAUACGAGAUACACCCAGAAACUACAGAAGAGUACACUAAUAAGUUUAUUUGCAUAAAAACCAAAGGUUCAGUAAACAAUCCUAUCGAGUUAAAUGACAUCCUGCCAUCGACUAGUGCCUUCGUACAUGCUGGCAAGGACAUUCUUGAAAAGGGAGAAGUAGAAAAGUUUGUUUACUUAGAUGAAGGUUUAAAUACGAAAACAAAAAAAUAUAUCUGGGCGUUCUUAGAUCGAAAUAGUUCAUCAUGGAUACCGGUGAAGCUUGAAGAAAUCGAAUAUAAUUCAUGGUUGGGUAAAUUGAAGACUCAUAAUGAAUGGAACUAUUUUAAUUAUAAAUCCGAAGUAAACUCAAGUGUCUUCAAUAUUGAUCAGUAUAAUUGCACUGAUUCUGAUGACUCUGAAAACACAUUAAUUGAUGUCAAUAAUAAAUUACAUGUGGAUCGAGUUUUUACAAAGUUUCAAGAAAAGCAAAACAGAAAAUAUAAAGACGAAAACGAGCAUGAAUUGCGAAGGAAGAUUUUCGAAAAGAACUUAAGAUUGAUCCAAGAACAUAAUAGUAAAGACAGCACUUUCACCCUCGGUGUUAAUAAACUUGCUGAUCAAACUCCAGAAGAAAUGGAAAGGAGAAAAGGUCUUCAACGACGAAAAGAAGGAGAGACUGGCAAUGUUCCAUUUCCAUACACAAAAUCGAGUAUAUCAGAAAUAUCUCAGACUUUACCUAAGGAAUUUGAUUUAAGACUUUUAGGUGUAAUAUCACCAGUCAAAGAUCAGGAAGACUGUGGUUGCUGCUGGACGAUGGGUACAACAAGUGCUGUGGAAGGUGCUUUAGCUAGAAACAAUGGUGGUCGGCUUCUAAGACUUGCUAAUCAGGCUCUUAUUGAUUGCGCUUGGGGAUUCUCUGUCGAUGGAUGCAACGGUGGCACUGAUACGGGUGCUUAUCACUGGAUGAUGAAAUACGGAUUACCCACAGAAGAGGAAUAUGGCCCUUAUAAUAACAAAGAUGGUUUCUGUCGCAUCCAUAAUAUGACGAAAACGUUUCCGAUCAAAGGAUUUACUGAUGUUACUCCAUUCAGUACUGAAGCUCUGAAGAUAGCUCUUAUCAAUCAUGGACCAUUAUCUGUUUCCAUUCAUGCCACGGAUACGUUAACAUCAUAUACCAGUGGAAUCUUCUAUGAUCCUAAUUGUGAUCCAUCAAAAUCAGCUUUAAAUCACGAGGUAACUUUAGUGGGAUACGGGGAGUAUGAAGGUGAUACCUUUUGGAUCGUGAAGAACUCAUGGGGUAAGAGCUGGGGCAUAGAUGGCUACCUCCACAUUUCUACCCGUGACAAUAGUUGUGGUAUUACCACGGAACCCACUUACGUUGUUUUCUAAUAUGAACGACACAAAAUAUUAAAAAAAAUACUGGCCGUUACUGACUAUGACUAAAAUGUUUAUUUUAAAACACAAUUAAGAAAUGAAAAUUCCAAUGUUUAAAAGUUUGCGAAACUGUGAAUAUAUUGAUUGACUUUUUAUUUUUUUUAGUAGCAUAAGAUUGCACUUGUAAUUAGUAUAUUGGUUUUUAUUUACGCUUGUAAUAAAAU